Messenger RNA from Debaryomyces fabryi, 2229 nucleotides. RefSeq names its product putative dolichyl-phosphate-mannose--protein mannosyltransferase (gene PMT5). Gene Ontology annotation, cellular component: membrane; endoplasmic reticulum. Gene Ontology annotation, molecular function: dolichyl-phosphate-mannose-protein mannosyltransferase activity. The transcript has a single exon. Gene Ontology annotation, biological process: protein O-linked glycosylation via mannose. The coding region runs from base 1 to 2229 and encodes 742 amino acids. The record is from RefSeq and is a predicted model, not a curated record. Lineage: Eukaryota; Fungi; Ascomycota; Pichiomycetes; Serinales; Debaryomycetaceae.
AUGUCUUCAUAUAAACUGGAAAAACUGAAGCUACCACCAGGUUAUAAACCGGGAAAGUGGAGACCAUUUCAUGUUGCGGGCCCAACAUCCCUAACAAUUGAAAGGACGGCUAUUACAAGAUUCGAUCAUUUUUUGAUCUUCUUAUUGUUAGGUCUCUGCGUUCUAAUUAGAUUGUAUAAUAUUCCAUAUCCUAAUAAGGUUAUAUUUGAUGAAACCCAUUUUGGUGGAUAUGCAAGGAGUUAUUUCACAGGAGAAUUUUUUGUUGAUGUACAUCCUCCGUUAGCCAAGCUAGUGUACUAUGCGAUUGCAAUCUUGUGUGGAUGGAAUGGAGAUUUUGAAUUUGCUGAGAUAGGAGAUAAAUUUGAUGAUAAUGUUCCUUAUGUGGCAAUGAGGUUGUUUUCAGGUAUUUGUGGAGUGUUGUCAGUUGUACUCACCUAUGGAAUUCUAAGAGCAUCUAACUGUAGAUCAGCAGUGGCAUUUUUUGGUGCAUUGCUAGUUUUAAUUGAAAACUCCCUAGUUACCCAAUCAAGAUUGAUAAUGCUUGAUGGCCCAUUGAUAUUUGGAGUGGCAUUCUCUGUUUUGGGGUUCAAAAGAUUUCAAUUGGCAGAACCAUUUACAAAGAGAUGGUUUAAAUUCUUAAUGAUGACAGGUAUAGGUUUAGGUAUUACGAUGUCUAUUAAAUUGACUGGUCUAUUUACGGUCGCAUGGGUCGGAAUAUUGACUAUAUUUCAAUUAUGGAGCUAUCUCGGUGAUUUGGAAGUUUCCGAUAGACAAUGGUUUAAACAUGUAUAUUUUAGAGUAUUUGGGUUGAUAAUUGUUCCUAUGACGAUCUACUUGGGUUGUUUUGCUAUUCAUUUUAUAAAUCUUCCAUUCAAUGGACCUGGAUCUGGUGCAGUUUCGCCAAGUUUCAAGGCCACAUUCCAAGAUUCUCAAGAUUUCAGAAACACCCCAGUGGAGGUCUCAUAUGGUAGCACAGUUACAAUUAAACAUAAAAACAUGGAAAGCUAUUUGCAUUCCCAUGACCACACAUACUACACCGGUUCGCAUCAGCAGCAAGUUACGCUUUAUGGAUUCAAUCCGGAUGAAAACAAUGAAUGGAUUAUCGAAACCAAGAAUAAAAGUCCACUCGGCCAAUUGCAAGGAAAAUUCAAAGCAGUCAAAGAUGGUGAUAUUGUGAGGUUAUACCAUAAGUCAACAGGAAAAUAUCUUACUGUUAAUGACGAAAAACCUCCAAUUUCAGAACGAGAUUAUUCCAACGAAGUGGCAUGCUCAGGUGAUCGUGAUAUGUUAGGCAAUGAAGAGUAUGAAUUCAAGAUAAGAAUAAUUAAAAGUGAAAGCCAUUCUACUCUGAAUCUUCCUAUGAUUAAACUCAGAGCAACAGAGACUAUUUUUCAGUUGGUUCACCGUGCUAAAGGAUGUGUUGUAAUCGCUCAUGAAGACAAGUUACCAGGUUGGGGAUUUAACCAGAAUGAAGUUUUAUGUAUUGACCAACCAACGAUUCCUAACACCAUGUGGUAUAUUGAAAGCAAUUCUCAUCCUGUACUUGACAAUAAUAGUGAAUACGAAAGGGUGCAUUUUAAGAACUAUUCGUUCUUUGACAAAUUAAUUGAAUAUCAUUUUGCGAUGUGGAGAAUUAACAAAAGCUUUACAGAUAAACAUCCUUAUUCGUCAGGUCCAGAAUCCUGGCCAUUUUUGUUAAGAGGAAUCAACUUCUUCAGUAAUGAAGCCGGAUCGUCUGAUAAAUUGCACGAUGAAGAUGGAAGUCACAUUUAUUUAUUGGGUAACGUUGCUAUAUAUUACAUUGGGUUUAUACUAGUUUCUCUUGUGAUCACAAAGAACAUAAUCAAUUUAUUCAAGAUUAUGAAUCCCUUUGGUUUGCCAUAUGAUCCUCCCUUUAUAUCGACCUUGCAGUCGAAUGGGCUUGAAUUCGUUCUUGGAUGGAUGUUACACUACUUUCCAUCUUACCAGAUGUCGAGACAAUUGUUCUUACAUCAUUAUCUUAGUUCAUUGUUCUUCUCAAUUUUGGUCAUUGCCCAGUAUACUGAAUACCAAGUGACUAAGAGAAAAGUAUUUGGAUACUUGUGGAUGUUUUCUAUUUCAUUAUUGGCUAUUUACUGUUUCGUAACGUUUACUCCAAUAAUAUAUGGGUUAGACUGGAGUAGAAGUGAGUGCAACCAUGCCAAAUGGUUUCCAUCGUGGGAUUUCAAUUGUAUGACAUACACCCACUAA